UUAUUUUAUCACCCUAUUUUCUUAUAGAUCUGACCACUGCAUUCAGCAAGCUGCCGAUAUUGGUAUUUGCUGAGUUUGUUGAUUCUUUGGACUCGUUGGUGACUCAUCAUUGCUGCUUUACCCCAGUUUCCAUCCUACCAAUUAUAUCUUGUCUUAUAUUAUGUCAUCGUCAACAGUGUUCAAACAAAGCUACACCAUGGAAGCGGCCGGAUCCGGCCCCCGUGAGAAACAGACCCUGAGCUUCAGCCACAGACAACCUAUAUCUUCCCACUCUCCUCCCUCGCGCAGACGCAAGUCCUCCUUCACCACCUCAUCCUCGCCGUACGCACGCAGACGCUCGUUUCUGUCCAAAUCCAUGCUUGAAAACGAUAACUUCCAGAUAUAUGAGCUGUCGUCCUCUGCACCGUCCGCGUGCUUCGUGUCGGAAGAGAACGGUUCGCGGGCCAGGAUCCCUUCUUUCUCCAUCAACCUCACACAAUCACAGGGCUUCAUUUGGAAUCAGGACCUGUUCGCAUCGUCGUACCAGCAGGUUAGAGCAGGCCUCAAUCCGGACGAGUUCCAAGAGGGCUCUAAGAGUGUCGAGGUGGUAGACAUCAUUCUGGAUGACGACACAGACACCGAAAACCGGGCCGGAUCGCAGAAAGAUUCUGGUCACGAGACCAAAGGCGGUCGGGAGUCGCACGAGGCCGCCUGUGACGACGAAGGCAUCUUCCCGGUGGACUACUAGAGUUCUUUGUUUUGCUGCCUUCCAUGACCUUACGAAACUGUUGCUACAUAUAUAUACCGCGCAGAGUUGGAGCUUGCUGUAGUUCGGCUUUCUCCUAGUAGCCGAUCGACGCGUCGCUCUGCUUGCUAGUACUCUGAAAAAAUUUC
This is a messenger RNA of Ogataea polymorpha, 873 nucleotides long. RefSeq lists its product as uncharacterized. The coding region runs from base 197 to 727 and encodes 176 amino acids. Lineage: Eukaryota; Fungi; Ascomycota; Pichiomycetes; Pichiales; Pichiaceae. The transcript has a single exon. The record is from RefSeq and is a predicted model, not a curated record.